Molecule: messenger RNA, 915 nt
Organism: Lacerta agilis (Sand lizard)
Lineage: Eukaryota; Metazoa; Chordata; Lepidosauria; Squamata; Lacertidae
Gene: SURF2
Product: surfeit 2
Source: RefSeq, a predicted model, not a curated record
AUGGCUGCCAGGCCUGCGGUCGUUUCCCAUUCUGUAGGCGCGCAGCCUGGGCGGACCCAUUGGCUGCCGCCGCGCCUUAUCAUCCCUCGCGGCCGCCGUAGCCCCACCCACAGCGGCCAUGUGCGAGCGGCGCUCGGUGGUCCGGCAGACGCUGUGCGGCGCUUCUUGCGGGAGCACCCUGCGCUGCGCCUCCUGCCUGCGGGGGACAGAGUCCGCUGCGCCCUGACCGGCCACGAGCUGCCCUGCCGGUUGCCGGAGCUGCAGGCCUACACGAAUGGCAAGAAGUACUCGAGGCUGGUCCAGGCGGCCGGGGCCCUGGACGGCGAGUAUGGGCCGCACAUCGUUCACACCAAAAACCCCGCGCAGCUCUUCUGCAAGCUCACCCUCCGCCACAUCAACAGGAUCCCGGCGCACGUCCUCCGCCACGUGCAAGGCCGGCGCUAUCAGAAGGCGCUGAGAAGGUACGAGGAAUGCGAGAAGGAAGGCACGAAGUACGUCCCUUGCUUGCUCCGGAAACCCCGUGCCCGGGAUCCGCCGGCAGGGAUCCGCCGGCAGUCCGAUCGGAAUGGAUCCUGGGAGCACCCGUCCAGCAGCGAGAGCAGCGGAACGGACGACAGCAUGAGCGACUUGUACCCGCCCGGGCUUUUCCCGGAGAAAAAUCCAGCAGCCAAGGGAAGGAGCAGCGACGGAGUGGUGUCAGAGCCGGCGGUGGAUAAAAGUGGCGGUGGGGAGAGAGGGGGGGAUCCCAUGGAGGUGGAUUUGCAAACAGGCACCAAAAGGGCAAAGAGACAAGCAGGCCCCUUCAAGAAGAAGUUCAAAAGUUGAAAUCGGAAACCCGGAAGCUUUGGGAGAGACGUCGGUCACAACCUGAGGCCCAUGGCAUUCUUUCAGAAAUCCAACCCUUUGGACAUUUAA